Molecule: messenger RNA, 704 nt
Organism: Thermothelomyces thermophilus ATCC 42464
Lineage: Eukaryota; Fungi; Ascomycota; Sordariomycetes; Sordariales; Chaetomiaceae
Exons: 2
Coding region: 90-635 (181 amino acids)
Biological process (GO): proton transmembrane transport
Cellular component (GO): proton-transporting two-sector ATPase complex, catalytic domain
Molecular function (GO): proton-transporting ATPase activity, rotational mechanism
Source: RefSeq, a predicted model, not a curated record
GCGCUUCUUAGCUGCGCCCUUCCGUUUCCAUCCCCGAUCUCGUCAGACCGCACCCCUCCCACGCCAGCCCAACAAACUUUCCCGUCAAAAUGUCACAAAUUCACAGCUUGUCCGACGACCAGGUCGGACAAGAGCUGCGUAAGAUGACGGCCUUCAUCAAGCAGGAAGCCGCGGAGAAGGCGCGCGAGAUCGAGAUCAAGGCGGACGAGGAGUUCGCCAUCGAGAAGUCCAAGCUGGUGCGGCAGGAGACGGACGCCAUCGACGCGGCGUACGAGAAGAAGUUCAAGCAGGCGGCCAUGUCGCAGCAGACGACGCGGUCGACCGUCGCCAACAAGACACGCCUGCGCGUGCUGGGCGCGCGCCAGGCCCUGCUCGACGACAUCUUCGCCGCCGCCGAGAAGCAGCUGGGCGACGCCACCAAGGAUGCCGGCCGCUACCAGGAGAUCCUCAAGGGGCUGCUGCUCGAGGGCUUCUACGCCAUGGAUGAGCCCCGGCUGCAGGUCCGCGCGCGCAAGGCUGACUACGAGGUCGUGCGCAAGGCGAUCGACGACGCCGCUUCUGAGUACAAGGAGAAGACCGGCAAGGAGGUCGAGGCGACGAUCGACGAGGAGAACGACGUACCAGAGGGGAGGUAAGGAUCUUGGCUUGCCAACCGACACCGUCGUCCACUGCAGGACGGAGUUGCUGACACAACUUGUCUCCUU